AUGGAAAUAGCGUAUCCAUAUACAAAAAGAAGGUGCGAUUUCGGGCGCCAGGCACUGUUCUGCGAGCAAGGCCCCGAGCUGUGCGACAGUAUCGCCUCUAAUGUGGCCGAGUACAAGCAGUAUAUCCUCCGCAAUCCUGUGCACCAACCCACACAGAACACCAAGAGCUUUUCAGAGCAUUAUGUGAAUACAAUUCGUGCCGAAUAUGCGACGACUGGUGCGAAUCACGCAGAGGGAGGAUGGCCCAAAGACGUUAAUGUUGUAGAUCCUGAAGCGACGCAGCGUUAUCGCAGAAAAGUUGAGAAAGAUGACAACUACAUUCACUGCGUGAUGUCACUCGCUCCAGGCAUGGAACAUUAUGUGCAGCAAAACAAUGCAAUCGAUAUGUAUCGUACUUAUUAUGCGGAAAUGUCUUCGUUACCUCCCGUAGAGAAGAGUAGCUGCCGCACAGUGAAUGUUUACCGUGAUGCAGCCACCGGCGGGGGACGCCCGAUUAGCUCAAUAUGCUGGCAACCAGACGGAGGUCACAGUUUUGCCGUCACGUAUGUUGAUGUAGACUUCAAUCACAAUCCACGUGCUCCAAUCGAAUCUUACGUAUGGGAUUUGGAAAACGCAAAUUAUCCUGAAGUUGUAUUAACUCCACCUGCGGCAUUAUUGGAUUUGCAGUUUAAUCCGCGAGAUCAUAACACACUAAUAGGCGGAAUGAUGAAUGGACAAGUGGGCGUAUGGGACAGACGUCAUGGCGGUGCACCCACUGUUACGUGUGCUCCACAUGUUGCGCAUAGAGAACUUGUGCGAAAUGUCUUGUACAUUAACUCCAAAUCAGGCCAAGAAUUCUUUUCAGGAGGACCUGAUGGUGCUUGUAAAUGGUGGGAUAUUCGAAAUAUGAGUGAGCCCACCGAUGAAAUGAUUAUGGAUGUUGUAAAAUCAUCUUUUGAUGUGCAAAGUAUGGCAACAGCCAAUGGAAUUAGCGCGCUUGAGUAUGAACAUACAAUACCUACUCGAUUUAUGGCAGGCACUGAGAAUGGUCUAGUUAUUGGUGGAAAUCGUAAAGGCAAAACUCCCGUGGAAAAACUACCAGCCAAGUACGAAGCACAUCUAGGCCCGGUAUGGUCAUUGGAACGUAAUCCCGGUUUCUUGAAAAACUUUCUUACAGUGGGUGACUGGACAGUACGCGUAUGGAGUGAAGAUUGUCGGGAGUCUGCUGUACUCUGGUCUCCGCCACAUCGCUAUAAAGUUACUGCUGCAACUUGGAGCCCCACUCGAUUAUCGUUGAUGCUAGUGAUGCAGUGGAAUGGCAUCCUCGCGACGUGGGAUCUGCUGCGGCGUCAGCACGAACCCGUGCUCACCAUGCAAGUGUGCGAGGAGCCGCUGCUGCGCGUGCGCAUGCACGACGGUGGUACGUUUGCUGCGUGUGGAAGUAGCAAGGGCAACAUUUACAUGAUUGAGCUAUCACAAAAUAUGGCGCAGUCAGAUAAGAAUGAUAAAGCCUUGCUAACGGCGAUAUUCGAGCGGGAGAGCAAGAGGGAACGUAUUUUGGAAGCGCGUAUGCGGGAAUUUCGGUUGAAGCUGCGGCAGACGGAGGGCGGCGGCAGCCCCGUGGUGUCCGAGGUGGAGGUGGCCGGCGACCGCGACCUCGCCGACGCCACCACCGAAUAUAUGCAGAUCGUUAAAAAGGAACUUGCUGCUCUA
Brenthis ino (lesser marbled fritillary) is the source of this 1692-nucleotide messenger RNA. NCBI's taxonomy places the organism in Eukaryota, Metazoa, Arthropoda, Insecta, Lepidoptera, Nymphalidae. The record is from the annotation of a GenBank genome assembly.